Messenger RNA from Clunio marinus, 324 nucleotides. NCBI's taxonomy places the organism in Eukaryota, Metazoa, Arthropoda, Insecta, Diptera, Chironomidae. The record is from the annotation of a GenBank genome assembly.
AUGAAAGAAUUUCUGUAUUUAAUACAACUUUUAACCGGAAAACAAAAUGCGACCAAGCAAUUGUCUGAAAAUAACGAAUUGCAAGGAAUUCGUUUCGCUCUGAAACUUGCUGUAAAUGGUCCACUAAACCAUCUUAAUGAACAUUCCAAGACCACUUUAAUCGAAGCCUAUCAAAAGCUGAGUGAUUUCUUGUCAGGCCAGAGAGUAACAACAUCAAAAGGAGCGAUUGCCAUAACAGACCAUCCUGAAGCUGCAGAUUGGACAAAACUUCGAUUAGCUGAAAAACUUAUUGUAAGUUUCUUCCUUUUAUUUAUGAUUAAAUAA